Antechinus flavipes (yellow-footed antechinus) is the source of this 3527-nucleotide messenger RNA. RefSeq names its product mitochondrial fission regulator 2 (gene MTFR2). Bases 1150 to 2349 code for a protein of 399 amino acids. The transcript has 9 exons. The record is from RefSeq and is a predicted model, not a curated record. Gene Ontology annotation, biological process: mitochondrial fission; aerobic respiration. Lineage: Eukaryota; Metazoa; Chordata; Mammalia; Dasyuromorphia; Dasyuridae. Gene Ontology annotation, cellular component: mitochondrion.
UGUGUAGUGUAGUGUAGUGUGUAAUUGUUUCAGUGCUGUUUCCUCUCUUCUUCAAUACACGGAAUGUCUUUUGCCAGAGCUUAUGAGUACAGUACCAUAGAUGAAUUGUUCAAUUAAGAUCUUGAUUCCCUAUGAGGGGUUUUAUUAUUUGCUACCUGCUUCUCCAUGCAGCUUUAUCUGGGCAUGCUGUGAAUUGUGUACUACUAAAGUAUUUUAAAAUACUUCUUAGCCUUAUUACCCGUUGGUUUAAUUAUCCUCAAUGACAAGCAGCUAAAGUAAAGCGAGAAGCAUUAUUAAUAACAGGAACCCACAGCAUGUAAUACGCAACUUUACCGGCUCAGCAAAUUUCUGGGGAUGGUAGUGGUGGUAUAGAGAGGUCUCUUUGGAACCGCCGGAUACAUAAACCGUUCAAGGUCAGGACUGAAUUUGAGACCAGAAUAGCAUGCAUCUCAAGAAUGAAAAACGUCUGAAAUGUGAGCUACUAAAUAUGGAGGGGGGAGGUCGACCGGGCUAAGACCGCAGCGAGCAGAAAGGUCUCCUGAACAACGCCUGGCUCGAGCCAGGUGGGUGUGGGUCCCGGAGCCAGGGACCGAUCUUGACCGGGUUAGCAGAAGGCCCUUCCAGUAAAGCGCUGGGGAAGGAGGACGGGCCAAAUUCCAAGGCACUCCGGACACUCAGAGUAUCCACGAGAGAAUAGAAAGCGCUAGCUUGGCCUUACAAAAUCUAAAUUAGAUCUAACGAUAAACGUCCUCUCGGGACUCAAGAACUGGCGCACUCGGGAGUGCUAAAAUGUUAAUUACUAGGACGACUUGAGUUCCUAUUGGUUUCCCGAAUUGAAGACCCGCCUCUCAAGGGGCCGGAGAAAGCUCCUACUCUUUCCUAUUCCUGGAUUUUUGAUUGGCAGGUAAGACUGCCCAAUUGGGGCAGGAGAUCUGGGGUUGGUCCAAUACGAUGGGCUUUAGGCCGCGCCGCGCGGAGUUUGAGUGGUAUGUGUUUGCUGACGGCUGCCGCCGCUGCAGCACCUGGGAGGACCUGGCGUGAGCCACUGGGACUAAGUCGGAAGACUGACUCGAGCCUGGGCAGUUGACGCUAGUGCGAGCGCUCGGUUCCCGGUGGCCUCUUGAGGGGCCUAGCGGUGCGAGAGUGUCAAUGUCUCUCAUGUUGAAUCUCCUCAGACAAUUCCUGGAAUAUUUUGGCAUCCCCAUAGAACAGUUUACACCAAUAUGGGAAGCUCAUGCAAAUGGUCGAAGUAUUAUUCGAGUUAUAGUGACACGUUUACCUUCAAAUCUCUUUUCAAGAACAGAUUUGUACCAGAUAUGGUCCACUAUUUUACCAAUAUGGGAAAAUAAGGAAUAUGGAUCUACUCGAAGUAUUGUUCGUAGCAUUGGGAAAAUUCUUCCUUUAGAACCUUGUCCAAGACCUAAUUUUGAGCUGUUCCAAUACUUACAUUCCUUAGAUUAUGAUCAACAUGCAUCUGCUCUGAGCCCCAUAAUUCCAUCAUUUGCUGAUAUUCUAUGGGUGGCAAAUGAUGAAGAAGCCAGAUAUGCCAAAUUUAGAAAUUGUAUGUGGAAAAAUUAUGAGGACAAAACCGAAUUUUUCAAUCCACUGCCUCCAUCUUUAGUUCCUUUGUCACCUGUUUUAAGACAAAGAAAGCAAAUAAAUGAUCUUCCUGUUACUGAAGCAGCAAUUAAAAAAAUAGCUGCCCUUGAAGAUGAGUUAACCAUCCUUCGUUCCCAGAUUGCUACCAUUGUUGGAAUGCAAGAAGCAGAACACAGGUCUUUUGAUUCCUUGAAAUCAUAUGACAUGCCUGAUCAUUUGGCACCAUUGUCAUCAAUGACUUCUUCACCAUCCGCUGUACCAGAAUGUUUUUCAACCUCAGUGGUUCAUCCUCCCACUCCUCCACCUCUUCCACCUCCUCCAUUAGUAUCUAAUAUCAGUGAUUCAAGCAAUUCAAGAGAUGGACUUAUAAAAGAACGUCAUAUUGCAAAUAAGACCAAUGCUAGCAAAUGUGCAGGAAACCAGAGAACUAAAGAUGUUCCCAGCAUGAUGGAUGUUCUGAAGGAUAUGGAUAAAGUCAAGCUGCGUGCUAUUGAACGAUCACCUGGAGGGAGACCUGUUCAUAAGGCGAGAAGACAAAGUUCACAUUGGGAUCCAGUGUCUAUAAUUUCUCAUGCCCUUAAGCAGAAAUUUGCGUUUCAGGAAGAUGAUUCCUUUGAAAAAGAAAAUAGUUCUUGGGAUUCUUCAUUUUCCAGUCCAGAAACUCCAAAGUUUGGACGUCGUAUCUUGCAGCCAAAUGGACAAUGUACCCAAGAAGUUGACGACAAAGUAUCACAAAGAUGUCAGUGUUAAAAGUUUUACUUCUCUAGUUAAGAGUGAGCCAAACUUGAAGUAAAAUUGCCUCAUAAUGUAUUAAAUAGUGGCAGGACCACUUUUUAAAGCAACUAAAUAAAAUGGGAUGCACUGGAAUAUAUUAAUGUGUAACUAUGAAGCUUACCUAUGUGACCUCUUAUAGAUUUUCCAACAGUCAAACUUAUGAAUGAGAUGUAUAUAGGUUUUAUUGCAUAUGCAGUUGUAUCUUGAGAACAAAUAUUAGAUGACCCUAAUAUUUCUUGUAAUGGAAGUGUUCAAGUGUUACCAUGAGAGAAACCAUUUUAAGUGUAUAAAUGAAACCUUAGACUGCAGUAUAGUAUAUAACAUUUACUCAACAAGGUGUUAAGAAAUUAGAACUCCUCUUCCAGUUUAAGAAAGCUGCUAUACCACUAUCAUGGAUAUCCUUCCUAAUUUAUUUGAUUAAUUCAGGUAGGUAGCCUUGUGCCUUUUCUUCAAGUGUAGCAAUCUCAGCUGGCUUUAAAUUGUCAGUAACCUGGUAGUCUUUAAAGAUUGUAAAAUUUUAAUUUCUUUAUUCAAACAGCUGUAGAUUGACUCACUAAAUGGUUGCACUUUGAGACUUGUAAAAUUGUUCAUGUCAUGUUCUUAUGUUCACAGUUUUUUUUUUUUUUUUGCCCUUAAGUGUGGUUUUACAGAAAUCCUGCAAGCAUAAAUUUUUAGGGAAUCUUUUGCUUCUUAAACAUUGCAUAAACUUGUUAUGUAAAUGUUAUAUGUAUCAUGAUUUUUUCCCUCUGUUCAUUUUCUAUGCUGAAUUUUUGUAAAUAAGAGUUUGUAAAAUAAAUGUACCUUCCAUACAUGUACUGGAUAUCUAUUGAUGCAUGUUUAUUUUGUCCUGAAAUAUAUUUUACUAGGAGUUUUGGGGUUUAAGAAUAAAGGAGAAAAAAAAAUCACUUCCUUUCAUUAGUAGGUAUGCACAUUUCUUUAUAAUUUAAGUACCCUAGAUGGUAUUUAUAAAAUGCCAAGUUUGAGGCCACCACUUGACUGGUUUAUAAAGUAGUCUAGGUAUUCUGAGAGAAAUGAAAACUGUUUAAAUUUCUUUAAGCUAUACAAAUGAUAAUUUAUUUCUUUUGUUUUAACUAAAAACAAAAAAAAAUGUUCCUUAAAUAUAAGACUUUAUUAAAACAGUUUUCUUUGACUUA